Messenger RNA from Salarias fasciatus (jewelled blenny), 2697 nucleotides. RefSeq names its product deleted in malignant brain tumors 1 protein-like. Gene Ontology annotation, cellular component: plasma membrane. Gene Ontology annotation, molecular function: serine-type endopeptidase activity. Gene Ontology annotation, biological process: zymogen activation. The coding region runs from base 1 to 2697 and encodes 898 amino acids. The record is from RefSeq and is a predicted model, not a curated record. NCBI's taxonomy places the organism in Eukaryota, Metazoa, Chordata, Actinopteri, Blenniiformes, Blenniidae. The transcript has 10 exons.
AUGACCCCACUAUGUUGUGUUGAGGGAGAAGUUCGCCUCAUUAGAGGAAACAGCUCCUGCUCUGGCACAGUGGAGAUCUUUCACUUUGGACAGUGGGGGACGGUGUGUGAUGAUUCCUGGGACCUGCUCGAUGCUGAGGUGGUGUGUAGACAGCUGGGCUGUGGCAGAGUCCUCUCAGCACCAACAGUGGCACACUUUGGACAAGGCAGUGGACCCAUCUGGUAUGAUAAUGUCAUGUGCACAGGCAGUGAAACUAAGCUGUUUGAAUGUCGGCACCAAGGGAUUGGGUCUCAUAACUGUGGCCACCAUGAGGAUGCAGGUGUCGUCUGUGAAGUGAGACUUGCCAACUCUGGAAACCGCUGCUCCGGCAGAGUGGAGAUCUUCCAUGCUGGACAGUGGGGGACAGUGUGUGAUGAUCACUGGGACCUGGACAAUGCCAAUGUGGUGUGCAGACAGCUGGGCUGUGGAGCAGCUCAAUCAGCUUUAUCUAAUGCAGCCUUUGGACCUGGCAGAGGACCCAUCUGGUUGGACAAUGUCUUUUGUUCUACAAAUGAUUCUUCUAUAUCAGACUGCAGACAUUCAGGGUUUGGAGUCCACAACUGUGGUCACCAUGAAGAUGCCAGUGUUCUUUGUGAAGGUCAGCCAGACAGCACAAGCACACCAUGGCCACCUUUUACAACUGAGAGGAGCAAAAACAUUCCGAUUGUCCCAACAUCUUUCUCAGCCCCACGACCACCUCUCAGCAUAACGUCACGACCUGCUGCUUCACCCGUGAGACUUGUCAACUCUGGAAACCGCUGCUCAGGCAGAGUGGAGAUCUUCCAUGCUGGACAGUGGGGGACAGUGUGUGAUGAUCUCUGGGACCUGCUCGAUGCUGAGGUGGUGUGUAGACAGCUGGGCUGUGGCAGAGCCCUCUCAGCACCAACACAGUCACACUUUGGACAAGGCAGUGGACCCAUCUGGUAUGAUAAUGUCAUGUGCACGGGCAAUGAAACAAAGCUGUCCGAAUGUCGGCACCAAGGCAUUGGAUCUCAUAACUGUGGCCACCAUGAGGAUGCUGGUGUUAUCUGUGAAACUGCUUCAACAGUGAGACUUGUCAACUCUGGAAACCGCUGCUCAGGCAGAGUGGAGAUCUUCCAUGCUGGACAGUGGGGGACAGUGUGUGAUGAUCGCUGGGACCUGGACAAUGCUAAUGUGGUGUGCAGACAGCUGGACUGUGGGAGGGCCCAAUCUGCUUCAUCUGGUGCAGCCUUUGGAGCUGGCUCGGGGACCAUCUGGUUGGAUGACGUUCAUUGUUCUGGAAAUGAGUCAUCUAUAUUAGAUUGCAGGCAUUCAGGGUUUGGAGUCCACAACUGUGGUCACCAUGAAGAUGCUGGUAUCAUCUGUGAAGGUAAUACAGAUUUGAGCACUGCUUCACCAGUGAGACUUGUCAACUCUGGAAACCGCUGCUCAGGCAGAGUGGAGAUCUUCCAUGCUGGACAGUGGGGGACAGUGUGUGAUGAUCUCUGGGACCUGCUCGAUGCUGAGGUGGUGUGUAGACAGCUGGGCUGUGGCAGAGCCCUCUCAGCACCAACACAGUCACACUUUGGACAAGGCAGUGGACCCAUCUGGUAUGAUAAUGUCAUGUGCACGGGCAAUGAAACAAAGCUGUCCGAAUGUCGGCACCAAGGCAUUGGAUCUCAUAACUGUGGCCACCAUGAGGAUGCUGUGUUUUUUUGCACACUUACUCAUCUGUCUUCCAUUCUUUUCCUGUCAGCUGCUUCAACAGUGAGACUUGCUAAUUCUGGAAACCGCUGCUCUGGCAGAGUGGAGAUCUUCCAUGCUGGACAGUGGGGGACAGUGUGUGAUGAUCACUGGGACCUGGACAAUGCUAAUGUGUUGUGCAGACAGCUGGACUGUGGACCGGCCCAAUCAGCUUUAUCUGGUGCAGCCUUUGGACCUGGCAGUGGACCCAUCUGGUUGGAUGAGGUCUACUGUUCUGGAAAUGAGUCAUCUAUAUCAGACUGCAGACAUUCAGGGUUUGGAGUCCACAACUGUGGUCACCAUGAAGAUGCCAGUGUUGUAUGUGAAGCUUCAGAACCACCUCUGGAUGCUAUUCAUCUUUACUGUCAAGAGAGCAAAAUCCAAAUACAAGUGGAGGCAAGUCGCCUGGUAACCUUUGGAUUCGACCCAUUCUCUGGACACUUGACUGAUCGCAACUGCACCUGGGUCAGAGAGAGCUAUGGCUGGAUUUGGGAGAAUGGUGGCAUUUCUGGUUUGGGCAGCCAAGUGAGAGUCGCCAUGUCUCUGUACCGUAGCCCCGCCUUCAGUGACACUUACCCACCAGGGUUAGUCAUCAUCCCAGUGGAUUCCCCAUUGUAUGUGGGGGUCUCUGUGGAGAACAGGGGUCCAGACUUUGCUGUUAUUCUGGAGGACUGCUUCGCAAGUCACUCUCUAAGCCCUGAAUCUCCUGUGAAAUACCCUUUAAUCCAGAACAGGUGUCCCGUUGACCCUCGGCAGGUGGAGGUGAUUGAGAACGGCAGAUCAACUCGGGCUCGUUUCUCUGCUCUGUUUGUCCUCCCAAAUGGAAAACACGGAGACGUGUAUCUUCACUGCAACCUCACCCUCUGUGACAUGAGGAAGUACAGCUGCUUCACUGUGAGUCACAAAUUUCACUUCAUCAAGCAUCAGAAUCUGUCCAUCCAUCUGACCGACUGA